AUGGGGAAAUGUGUUAGCAAGUUGCUCUGGAGAAGUCCUUUUGGAAUUGUGUUCAGACACGACACAGCACCUGGCGAGCGACUUGAUCGGCCUCUCUUUCUGGAUUAUUUUGAUAAAAAAGAGCAGGAAAAGAAGGCCAGAAGUAAAGGCUUGAAGGGCAACUCCCCAGUGGACCAGAUGGUAACACAGCAGUAUAUGGGCACCGGCCGACCUAUUGUCACACAGCAACAUCCUACUUCACAAACUACGCAGUUAUCAUUAGAUGAGAAGCAUAUAUUGCAACAGCAGCAGCAUUUGCAGCAACAGCAAGCACAAUCCAACCUACAGCAGCAGCAACAGCAAGUUAAUCUCCAACAGCAGCAGCAUCAUCAGGUCCAGCUAAGAAAUCAAGAGUACGAAAAGCAGCACACUACGGACAAUACCAUGGUGUACCCCCCCACCGCCUUAAUACACUCACAGCCGAAGCCUAUGUCUGCAGAAGAACGAAGAAAGUUUGAGCAUGCAGAUAUGGAGGAGAAAAAUGUAAGUACUGUAGUGCAUUUAUAUAUUUGUUUAGAGUGUUUGAAGGAAGGUGUCUAUUUUUGA
Homarus americanus (American lobster) is the source of this 585-nucleotide messenger RNA. Its product is annotated as SWI/SNF chromatin-remodeling complex subunit SNF5-like. The transcript is spliced from 5 exons. NCBI's taxonomy places the organism in Eukaryota, Metazoa, Arthropoda, Malacostraca, Decapoda, Nephropidae. The coding region runs from base 1 to 585 and encodes 194 amino acids. The record is from RefSeq and is a predicted model, not a curated record.